Messenger RNA from Perkinsus marinus ATCC 50983, 912 nucleotides. RefSeq lists its product as hypothetical. The coding region runs from base 1 to 912 and encodes 303 amino acids. The transcript is spliced from 2 exons. The record is from RefSeq and is a predicted model, not a curated record. NCBI's taxonomy places the organism in Eukaryota, Perkinsozoa, Perkinsida, Perkinsidae.
AUGCAGGACACAAUCCGGCAAGGCUCAAAAAAACGACGAGCCUUUCGCAGAAGACCGAAACGGCGAACCAGCCAAACUUCGCCAACAGCUGGAAGACCACCAGAAGUUGGUGCGAUAGGAGAAGAAGAGGACGGAGUCAACGCUGGAGAAAAUCAGAGCGUGAGGAUUCGGGCCUCCGCGGCGGACCGGAGCCGUGUUGUGGAACCGAGUAGCACGAGCGAUGAUGGCCUUCAGAAGCUGACGAAGCUGAAGCAGGGUCUCAACAAGGCGCAGAAGAAACUUCAAGCAGCCAAGAGGAACGGCGCCGUGCUCCAGAUCGAGCAUUGGCAACAAGAGCUUCUGGAGCGACAGAGACUCUACAGGAUCGCCCUUUUUGCGGCGAAGAAAAGGGCCCGGGAUCGCUUCUAUGCAUCCCUUAAAGACUUUUCAAGCUGCAUCAGAGGCCCUAAAAGUAAGUCUUCUGCUGCUGUUCUUAACGGCAGGCCAGACUCCAACCAAGCGGAGUAUCUACUACAAAAGCUGUUCCCUCGAGACGAUGACCGACAGCGAGGUCUAGACAGAGCUGGCGUCCGUCCGAUCAAUCGAGACCUGGUGGAAGAAGUCACAGAGGACGAAGUCUUACAAGCGAUUGGAAGGUUGAAGAUCUCGGCUCCUGGCAGCGAUGGCGUCAAUGGGGAAGUCUUGAAGAAGACUGCGCCACAGCUUGCUGCUAAAUGGGCCGAAGCCUUCACAUAUAUCUUAAAGACUGGAGAGUACCCAGAGGAAUGGAAGGACGGUAAAUGUAUUGCUUUGUCUAAACCAGGUCGAGAUAUCUUCACGGCUUCUGGCUGGCGUCCUGUGGUAUUACUUCGAUGCGCUAGCAAGCUCCUCGAGUCCGUCAUCGCUGAGAGGCUUCUUCACAGCCUAGCCUAG